Messenger RNA from Metopolophium dirhodum (rose-grain aphid), 2518 nucleotides. RefSeq names its product beta-galactosidase-like. The transcript has 6 exons. Gene Ontology annotation, molecular function: beta-galactosidase activity. Gene Ontology annotation, biological process: carbohydrate metabolic process. NCBI's taxonomy places the organism in Eukaryota, Metazoa, Arthropoda, Insecta, Hemiptera, Aphididae. Bases 1075 to 2472 code for a protein of 465 amino acids. Gene Ontology annotation, cellular component: vacuole. The record is from RefSeq and is a predicted model, not a curated record.
AAUAUUUUGAAUAGUUUUUUCUGUUUAAGUUUCGGGGCAUUUUAGUUUGAACUUCGUAAUGUGUGUUUCUACUGUCAAAUUUUUUCCAAACUUUUAUUUUUGUUUUCUAAAAUCAAUUUGCCUGCGGGCGCCAACACCUUCCUUCAAUUUUUUUUUUAUGAUUUUAACUCUAGCCAAAUUUUUUAAACAUUAACAAUCUGGUACCCUUUGAAUAAUUUUUUAAUGAACUAAAUAUUUUGAAUAGUUUUUUCUGUUUAAGAUUUUGGAGAUUUUAGUUUGAUGUUUGUAAUGUGUAAUCCAACAAUAUAAUUUAUAUACAUUUUUUUUUGUAUUCUUAAAUGCAUUUGCCGGCGGGCGCCAACACCUUCCUUCAAUUUUUUUUUAUAAUUUUAACUCUAGCCGAAUUUUUUAAACAUUUUUAGUACUGUAACUUUAGUUGAAUAUUUUGUAUUGACUUGAAAAUUGAUAAUUUGGUGCCCCAUGAAUAAUCAUUCUUUAAUGAACUAAAUAUUUUGAAUAGUUUUUUCUGUUUAAGUUUCGGGACAUUUUAGUUUGAACUUCGUAAUAAUUUUCAAAUUUUAUAGAAUUGAGGAAAAUUUGAAAAACCGGUACUGGUUCCGUUAAGGUAUAAUUAAAUUAAUCCAACUGUGAUAUUUAAAUUAAUGUUAAAGAUAUAUUUAAGGUAUUAGUGUUUCAAAACAGUCAGUACUCAUCACUUUAGUCACAAUGUGGUAAAUCCUAGUUUUUGCACUUUUCGGAACGUUAUUGACUUAGUGACAAAAUAGUGAUAAAAGUUGAAAGUAAGCAGUACUAAGCAGAUUUAAUAAGCAAAGUUAAUAACUUGAAUCAUAAUAUGAUGUUGCAGAUCAAAAUUAUAUUUUAAUACUACAUUAAAAACCGAACAGGAAUUUAACAAGUAAUAACUCAUAACGAGUAAGUAUAUAUAAUCAUUUUUGUUUUUGUAUUUUCACAAUUCCACAUUUAUUUGUUCUUAUACAGCGUUAGAAAUUUUUUCAGAAAUUAUUUUUUUAAUAUUUUGGGAAUUUUUUUCUGAUUGCCUGGUAGAUAUCUUUAAUGUUCUAUUGUCAAUCAAGGAUGAAAAAAAUAUAUAUAAAUUUCAUUAGGAGUUAUAUAGAAAAUAAGGCUGCGCUUUUUACAAUUGAUGGAUGUGGUCAGUCAUACUUUGACUGUGGCGUUAUUCCAGAAGUAUACGCAACUGUAGAUUUUGGAAUUUCAUCAAACGCUUCUCAAUGUUUUGACUUCAUGAGAAAGGUUCAAAAAGGAGGUCCACUAGUGAACUCAGAGUUCUAUCCCGGUUGGUUAACUCAUUGGCAAGAAUCAGUAUCUAUAGUCAACCCCAUCGAUGUUGUAAAACAAAUGAAAGUAAUGUUGGCAAUUAAUGCUUCGUUUAAAAUUUUCGGUACAAAUUUCGGAUUCACAUCGGGAGCGAAUACAAAUGACACCAAAGAAAGUAUUGGAUACUUACCACAGUUGACCUCAUACGAUUAUAAUGCUCCAUUGGAUGAAGCUGUAGACCCUACAGAAAAGUAUUUCAAUAUUAAACAGACACUUGAAGAAGCCAAAUAUGCUGUGACAAACGAGAUAUCACCAAAUCCCGCACCCAAAGGUGCCUAUGGAAAAUUCUAUUUAAGACCUUUGGUUAGCAUAUUUGAAAAGGUUGCUCAACGUAUUAAACCAGUGAUCAGUGAUGUUCCUUUACCGUUUGAGGACUUAGAUAUUAACACUGGUUUUGUAAUGUAUGAAACAACAUUAACAGAUGAUCAAAAAAAUGUUGAAAAUCCAGUAAACCUAACUGUGAACACGGUUAGAGAUCGAGCAAUCAUUUACCUGGAUCAAGUAGAGUUACAUUGCAGUUAUAGUUUUAGAAACAUGAGUGUUCAAAUUUUUUUUUGGGUACAAGUGGGUACUAUGAAUCGGUUGAAAGCUAAUACUACAAUAAGCUUAAACAUUAACCGUACUGUUCAAAACCUAAGCAUUUUAAUUGAGAAUCAGGGAAGGAUGAAUUUUGGAGACUUAAUUGAAGAUAGGAAGGGAAUUUUUGAUCAAGUGAUUCUCGGAAAUAAAAUAUUAAGCCCUUGGAAAAUGACUGCAUAUCCUUUGAAUGGUACAUUAUGGAUUUCUUCAAUCAAAUCAGUUGAAAACGUCAACAGUGUUAAAUUACCAGCAUUUUAUAAAACACAGUUUACAUUAACAGUUAACUAUACAAAAUGUUUAGACACUUAUUUGGACACUUCAGGCUGGACAAAGGGUGUAGUGUUUUUAAACAAUGUAAACCUUGGUCGGUAUUGGCCACUUGGUGGACCUCAAGUUACACUUUAUGUGCCAGCUCCUUUUUUAAAACCAUCACCUUAUGCCAAUACACUAGUGAUAUUAGAACUUGAAGGUACAUCUCAAGAUUUGUCCGUGAAAUUUGUGGAUAAACCUGUUCUUGAUGGUCCUAUAAUGACAUAGAUAAAAUGUAUGUUAUAUAAUUGAUUAAGAAAAAUAUAUUAAAAUU